AUGGGAGGCUUAGCCAGUAAUAUAUUACAAGAAACAUUCUCAAUUUUAACGACUAAAGGAGAAGAGUUAUUUUUAACUAUUUGGAAAUGUUUUGAAUUUCCAAGUACAUGGUCACGUCAACAAAGUCCUAUAACUCAUCUCAAUUCUUAUUUUUUCUCAGAUUACCUUCAUUUAACAAUGAUAAUGCCAUUUUUAAUUAACCGUGCAAUCAAUGUUAAUUUAUUAAAAGAUAAUUUUGUUAACAAUAUUUCAAUAUCAUACAAUUUGCGAAGAAACCAGAUAGUUGAUAAGUUAUGUUAUCUCUGGAUUUUAUUUGCUAAACUAAUUGCUUUAGUAUUUAAAAAAACAUAUUCUAAAGCAGAAAUUAAGAAUUUAAAUGAUCUUAUCAUUCAAUGGGCGGAUUUAAUCUUAAAGAUUUUUCCUUCCAUUUCACGACUUCCUAAUUUUCACAUAAUUCGUCACUUUAAUAUACACAUUCAAAAUUUUGGACCUCUUGUAAAUAAGGCAGUAGCUACUAAAGAAAUGGUACACCGUAUUUUUAAAUACUUAUUGGAUGGAGGAGUUGAUUCAAGAUAUAAUAAUACAACUCAAUUUAAUUUUAAAGAAUUACUAAAAGAUCAAUGUGUACGAAACUUUUUAGAUAAUUGGUAUAUUUCACCAUUACAAUUUGAUUUAGAAAGUGAUUCAUCUUUAACUUGUAUGACCGAAAAUUAUAUUAAUUUAUGUGUUCAAUCACCACUUAAAAAAUGUGAUUUAAAGAAAGAUGAUCUUGAAACCUUUCUAAAUGAUGAUUUAUUUGCAGAGUUGGGACGAGCUUACGAAGAGGAUUUAAAUAAUAUAGAACAUCUAAAAUCUCGAGAUGUUGUAGAUGUAUUAGAAGAUAUUACACCACUUGGAAAUAUAUCUCAAAAUGCUACUGAUAUGGUUACAAGAGUAUCUUAUGCACGAAUUAAAGCAAUAAUUUUACAUCAAAAAGGACAACUUCAAGUACCAUUUCUUUUCUUAGAUUGGUUUAUUUCUCAAAAUACUAAUGAUUAAAAAUUAAAGUGUCCUUUAUAUAGAUUACAGUGGCAAUCAGAUUAUACAUGGAGACGUAUUUAUGCAAUAAAAUGGAUCGAUCA
Rhizophagus irregularis DAOM 181602=DAOM 197198 is the source of this 1121-nucleotide messenger RNA. NCBI's taxonomy places the organism in Eukaryota, Fungi, Glomeromycota, Glomeromycetes, Glomerales, Glomeraceae. The record is from RefSeq and is a predicted model, not a curated record.